Molecule: messenger RNA, 4088 nt
Organism: Mytilus trossulus (common blue mussel)
Lineage: Eukaryota; Metazoa; Mollusca; Bivalvia; Mytilida; Mytilidae
Product: regulation of nuclear pre-mRNA domain-containing protein 2-like
Exons: 9
Coding region: 231-3185 (984 amino acids)
Biological process (GO): mRNA 3'-end processing
Molecular function (GO): RNA polymerase II complex binding
Source: RefSeq, a predicted model, not a curated record
AAAAUAAUUUUAAAAAUCCCGAAACAACGUGAGGUCCCAAAAUGGCUGCCAAACAUUGAAAUGUGGUCGCCUAUAUUUCCUGCAAAAUAUGACCUGUUUUAAAAUUUGUUUAAUUAAUGCAUCUCAAAGAACAAACAAAUAAUAACCUUACUCUCUUCUGAAAUUGCUACAGCUUCAUUUAAAGCAGAAAAUCUUGGUUUUAGGGAACAAGCUGCAAAUUUUAGGCCAACAUGGCGUCCGUGAACGUCGAAAAUAUUGAGCGAAAACUUCAGGGUGUAUCAAAUACACAAGACAGCAUACAGAGUCUCUCAUUAUGGGCUAUUCACCACAAAACAGAUGCAAAACAAAUCGUGGAGAUGUGGUUGAAGAUUGUCAAGAAAGCCAAAACAAAGCAGAAACUGGCAUUAUUUAAUCUUUGUAAUGACAUUGUCCAGAAUGGAAAACGCAAGAAGGCUUCAGUAUACAUUGAGGUUUAUAAGGAUGUUUUGAGAGAUGCUAUUGUGCUAGUCAAAGAGGAAUCAAUUGCUAAAAAUGUAACAAGGAUAUUGAAGAUAUGGAGAGAAAGACAUAUUUUUCCAAAAGACUUUUUAGCAGAGAUUACAGAACUCUAUGAAUCCAAAGAAAGUUCUACACAUAGUACACCUACACCUGUGGCUAAUCAUAGUUCUUCUAGUACUCCCACGGUAACAGCAACCCAACAGCCAGUAGCUGUUCCUAAACCGGUGGCUACAUACCCAGUCAAUAUAGAUCCACAACUUAUAGCAGAAUUUAAGCCUCAGAGUCUUAUAGAUAAGAUCAACAACUACAAGAGAUUUGAAGCUGAAGUAGAACUGAAAAGAAAGCAAUUGUCUAAUAUGAAACUGGAUGCCUCAAGUACAGAAGCUAUAAAACAAUUAAAAGACAAGGCUCAUGGUAACCAGUUUUCUAAGCAGUUUGAAGAGUCCUGCAAUAAGUUAGAAGACUAUGUUUCCAGUGCCAAUAAAGACCUCCUUGAGAAAGCAGCACUUAUAGAGAUGUUAGAAACUAGUCAAUUGUUUUAUGAAGAGCAGUAUAAAGAAGCUAAAAUUGUGGCUAAUGCAUACAAAAAUUUUGGAACAAGAAUAAACAAUUUAAGAAAGAGAUUAGAAGAUUUAGUCAAGUCCUUGCCAAGUCCUGUACCUUCACCAUCAAGAGACGCCCCCUCCCCAGGGAAUACACCCCCUGAGGAUACCCUUGAUAAUAUUGAAUCAGUAGACAUGGAUCUGGAUGAUGAAACAUCUAACAGCAUUAUUCCUAAGACAAUAACAGAAACUGCCUCUGUGGUAUUAGAAGAUGCUGAUGAGAGUUAUGAUCCUGCAGCUGAUCCAUACCUACCAACACAGCCACAAUUCACACAACCAUUUACUGCCGAUACAGAUACUUUACAGAAUAUAUCAUCAAUGAUGACAUCACAGCAUAGUGCAGCUCCAAGUCAGGGAUCCACUUACAACGGACAUGAUCCGAGAAAAUCUACUAAUGGAGUAGAAAUACCAGUCUAUAAUCCUCCUCCAAAAGUUAGUGCUAUAAAGGUUUUAUCUAAACAGUCAAAAGAAGAAGGAGAAGGGACGCCUGUGAAAGAUGAAGGUAGUUCUACUCCUGUAAUGGAUGAAAAACAGGACUCACCUCCGCCAGCUAAACAACAUCAGAAUCCUAUUGACUUUCUCACACAGAUCUUGGCAAAUACAGCCAAAACAACAGCAAGUGGGUCAAAUUUCCUGGCAAGUUUGUCAUUAUUAACGAACACUGUCAAAACACAAUUUCAACAUAAAAAGGAAGAUACUACAACUAUGAACAAUCAACCAAUCAUGUCAGAACAAUCUGCAGGUUCAUGGGCAGAAUGGAAAGCUCAGAAUACAACACAGCAGCCACCGCCAGGAGCUAUUCCACCAAUUUUACCACCUCCGAUGUUCCCACAGAUGGUUCAACCUCCUAUGUCACAACUUCCUCCAAUGAGUCGCCCCCAACCUCCUAUGGUCAACUCCCAGAUCCCAAUAUCAUCUCAAAGUCAUGUCCCUUCAUCACCCCCUAUAUUGUCAACUGCAAACCCUCGACCCCAGUUGCAGCAUCCGUAUGGUCCAGUGUCAACCCCGUAUGGAAAUCCUGUAAAUUCCAACCCUGGCGGUCCUCCUGAACCCUGGAGACCUCCUACUCUUGCCCCACUUCAAAGACCCCCGUUUCCUUCUUUUGCUGGACAACCCCCAGUGCGAAUGGGAUCUGGAGAUCACAUGUUGUCACCACCUCCUUGGAGACCACCUCCCCCAAAUUCUCAGGGCCCUGUGAGGCCACCAUUGCAACCACAUGAUGGACAUGAAGUGUGGGGAGAUUUUCAACAUCAACGGCAUAACACAAAUCUACAGUCGCCACCACCUCAGAUGGUGUCUCCUCCAGUUCAACCGAAAAGCAUUUUAAGAAACCGGGCUUCUAGUCUGAGGGAAAUUUCUUUGGUAGAAAAUGACAAUAUGGCAAUUAAUCCAGAGCCACCUUCAGAACCUCCAAGUCCAAUUGAAGGUCGAAAUAAAUUUAUGAAGCCAGGCUCUGACUCAGGUGGUCAAGUGGCUGAUGAUCACAGAGAAUUUUUAGAGAAACUAAAACGAAAGACAGCGGGAGGACCAAACCUUGUUUCACCGCCAGUCAUUGAUGAGGUACAAAAUAACAAUAAACCCAAAAUGUUUGCUACAAAUAGAUCAAGACCUAAUUUAACUACUAUAACUCCGGUAGACUUUGAUGAACCUGAUCAUAAUCACUUAAAUGAGAAUGAAAAUGGUGCAGAAGAGGAAGUAAACAAUGAUUCAUUAAAUGCAAUUAGUGGUUAUACCGAUCAGGAGGAGGAGUAUGAUCCAGAGGCAGGAAUGGAAGAGGUUAUUGAGGAGGCAUAUGAUGGGGAGGCUAAUGAAUAUGAACAGCAGCCUGAAGAAGCUGAACAGUAUGAGGAAGUGCCAUAUCAUCCUCCCCCUCAAGACUUUAGGCCGCCAUUUCACAGACAUCCUCGGCCACCUCUUCCUCAUCAUGAACCUUUCUUUCAUCCACGGUUUCCUCCUCGGUUUGAACGCCCGUAUGGAAGGGAGCCUAAUUUUCCUGAUUUUAGAGACCCCUAUGGUGGUCCUCCUGCUAAGAGGCCAUAUCAUGAUAAUUAUCGUCCCUUCAGACGACCUUUCAAUAGGUAUUAAUGUUAUUGUUAUAUUUUGUUGCUUGUUAACUAAAUACACUUGGAAAGAUGAAAAGCACCCAUUACAACUUUUGCUUUGGAAUAUUAAAACGAACUAUAUGCUUUGUACAAUCAUGAAAUACUAUUGUCAUGAAAUCAGACUUAUAAAGGAAAGUAAAAAAAAAAGCAAAGUAAAGGAUUCUUUUUUUAAUUUUGAUUAUUAAAGUCAAAUAAUUUUUGUUUGUUCUGGUAUUUUAUACUUCUACCUACAUUUAAGCCAUUUGUUAAAUAGAAUUUAGAUUUUUUUUAAUUUUGAUUUUUUUCUUAUUAUAUUUCAAUCAUCAGAGAUCAUACAGCUCUAGGAAGUCAAACUGAAUGCUUUCCAUCUUUCUGAUUUGUAAUUUGUUAAUACAUUGUUGAGAGAUGGUAUGUAAUUCAUGUUAGUGGUGUGUAAGAUAUGUGAUUUAUUGUUUUUCUUGUAUGUUGAAAGUUUUUCUAUUCUCUAAAAUAUUAUUUUAAUCAAAAAUAUUUCAGUAAAAAUGUGCUUGCAUUAGCCCACUUUAUUUUGAUAAUUCAAUUCUGGUCCAUUUGCCAAUAAUUGGAUGUGAAAGAUUUUUUUAUCUUUUAUAUAAAUAGAUUCAACUACAAAUGUACAAUCAUGAACAAAGAAAGAUAACUUAAACUCAAAUUUUUAAUUUGCCUGGAAAAUACACAUGAAUGUUUUAAUUUUAAAUUUUACAAAAUUAUGAAAGCAAUGUCUACCCUUCAGUGCUGACAAGCAGUUUGGAAUUUAAUCUUAAAUAAUUAUCACAUAUUUAAAGUUAAAUAGAAAAAUCUUGUUGUAGCAUGUAAACCAAAAAAAUAUUGUUAACUAUAAAGAACAGAUGUAAAGAAAACACAGUGUCAAAUGCAUUUUGUUGCAUGU